This is a messenger RNA of Bursaphelenchus okinawaensis, 485 nucleotides long. Lineage: Eukaryota; Metazoa; Nematoda; Chromadorea; Rhabditida; Aphelenchoididae. The record is from the annotation of a GenBank genome assembly.
AUGAAAGUUUUGGUUGUAUUGGCUGUUCUGACUGGCAUCGCCUUGUCCAAGACAUUGGCUGACUAUCCCAGAAAUCCUCUGGACAUCAGUAUGUACAAGGACUUCGAUACCCACGCCCAAGGAAUCGCUGACUCCAGACUGUGCCCUCCUUGCAAGCAACUUUUAACCACCGUUAAGGCCAAGUUAGAGGAAUUAGACAGAUACGACCGUGAAACCCUGAAGCCAGCUGUAAAGGUAAGAAUGUUUCUUACAUCUUACGUAAUCAACAUUUUUUAAACUACAGAAUAAUAAAUUUUAUUUUAUGUUACUAUAAAGUUAUGCUGAUUUAGGAAUACUGUCACACCUACUACGGCAAGAUCGAAAAGCUAGAACAACUCUGCCAACAACUCUCAGAGAAGGCCCUUGACCAGUUGGCUGACUGGCUUGAAGAAGAGAACUACAAGAUUGACCCAGAGAAGGCAUGCAUUGCUAUUCACCUUUGUUAA